Ambispora gerdemannii is the source of this 5091-nucleotide messenger RNA. The record is from the annotation of a GenBank genome assembly. Lineage: Eukaryota; Fungi; Glomeromycota; Glomeromycetes; Archaeosporales; Ambisporaceae.
AUGGACGAACCUCGAAAACUAUAUCACGAAAAGCAAAGGCUAUGGUUUUGUGGACAGCUUCAAAGAGCAGCUUAUACAAAAUCAGAGCUUGAUAGCCUUGCGGAAACCCUUGACAAACAGACUAGCUCCGAAGCUAAAACUUGGCUUUCAUAUUUGAUCAAUCCACACAAAAGCGUGCUGCAAGUUGGAUUAGGACAUUAUGACGUGAAUGUACUCGAGUUGGCUUUGAAGAAAAUCGGACUAGAAUUGCAAUGGUUUGACUUUAGAAAAGACAUUCGAACGGUGAUUCUGUUCACGGAUUCGACUCUCUUUGGUCUUAUUUUGAAUAUCCCUUAUACCCGAUUUCAUUUCUGGAGGUCUAAUCACUGGAUCGCUAUUAAGCCUUUUUUCCGGAAGGGAAAACAACAAGAGGAUAUGACAAGCGUGUAUAAUCUGGAUUCGAAGUUGUCGAUUCCUUAUGAAUUCGAGGAUUUUGAAGAGGUCUACAAGUUUCUGGCGGAUAUCGUAUACAACAAAGAUGGCCAAAUUCUGCUUGUAAAGGAGCAAACACAACUAUCCAAUGACGAAGAUGAUAAUGGCAUCAUACGAUGUAUAUGUGGGUACUCUGAUGACGAUGGCUUCACCAUCCAAUGUGACAAAUGUAAAAUUUGGCAGCAUGGAGCAUGUGUAAACGUAGAUCGUAACAAAGUUCCCGAAGAAUACUUGUGCGAAGAGUGUCAACCGCGUCCGAUGAAUGUUACAAGAGCAAAAAAGCAUCAGAAAAGCAUACGCGAGGAAUUGGGCCCGGACUGGCGGGACCCAGAUCUGGCCGAUUCUGACUGGUACCAGGAAAUGAAAGAUGCUAGUGACCAUUCUUCACAACAGGAGAAACAAGAUAAUCUUAUUGAGUCGAAGCAGCAGCCGCGUAAUGUCCAUGGCUUUGUAAAAGAGCGUGGUGGUGGUUCUAGUCCAUCACGUUCGGAUGCUAUUCCAUCACAGAAAAAACAAAAGAAUGGUAAACUCGUUAAACAAACUCGUGAUUCGUCGCUAAAAGAAACAAGUAAUAAAUCAGACGAUGAAUUAGACGAAAGCGCUGAUAGUGGCAAAGAUUUCCAGGAAUUAAAUCCUGAAUAUAAGAGAAUCGAUAAAAACAGUAUAGCAUCAAAAGAUGUCGAAGAAUUGUUUCGUAAGAUUCUGGCUCAAUAUCAACGUCAAGCCCAGCAUCGAAAAAGAUCACUUUCGAUGUCAUCCAGCUCGGGUCCGAUGAAAAUUGACGACGGAAACUCGAAUGAGAUUAUCGAAACGCCCAACAAAAAGAAGAAAAGUGGAAUUGACACAUGGCAAAACAUUAAUAGCGAAGUGAGCAGUAAAGACAUCACCAUGCUUAAAUCAUCAACGCAACAAUCACUCUUGAAUUUGUUUCCCAUGGAACGUGAAUCUUUGCUACGUCCUCUCAUGAAAACUAUAGUCAAAAAAAUCAAUUCAUCAUCAUCACCAUCACGUCAAAAAGGGCAAAUUUGCUAUGGACUUUUUGCCGAGACAAAUGUUGCUUCUGGGUUUUUAUUUGAAUUCAAAGGUCAAGUCUGUCUGAAAUCGGCGUAUAAAUCUGAUGGGGCUAAUCAAUAUUCUUUGUUGGGUAUAACGAAACCUUUUGUCCUAUUUCAUCCAACAUUGGAUCUCUGUGUGGAUGCUCGCGUCUAUGGAAAUGAUGCCAGAUUUAUACGCCGAUCUUGUCGACCAAAUGCAGAAGCCAGAAGUAUUUUUGUUCCCGGUGGAGAAGAUCAACAAGUGCAUUUAGUAGUGUUUGCUAAAUGCGAGAUUUUAAAAGGAAAUGAAAUUACAGUCGGUUGGGACUGGGAACCAAACCAUGUGGAUUUUAGUUUGAUUGAAAAUGCCGAAGGGAGUAGCACUCAAAACGAGACAACUAUCAACUCCCGUAGGAAAAAAAUGGUUGAGAUAGCUAAUGCCAUACUAGAAUUGACUGAUUGCGCAUGCGAGAACACUGUUAAUUGUGUGAUUUAUCGAAUGCAACGGGAAGGAAGAGCCAAAGCUACGAAGCAAAAUAAAAAAAUUACAAAAUCCAUCGACGAUUCAGCGAAACUCAAAAAAGUUGGCAAAAAAGAAACGAAAAAACGUACAGAAGUCAAUUCUCGACGAGCUAAUAGCGAGGAUCGCGAUCAGGUGGCGGCAAAUCCUAUCAAUGGGGGUGGUGGCCAAAAGAAACGAGGGGAAAAAGACACGUCAAAUAAACGUCCUCGACAAACCAAUGAAGGAGAAAUCAAUGGUUUUGCUUCUCAUUCUUUGGAUGAUGAUACAAUUGUCGUUGACCUGAAUGGGUCUCAGUCGAACAAAGAGCGAAAACCAAAAAAUAAAAUCGAACAAAAGAACAUCAAGAAAAAGAUUUCAGAAAAUGCUCGACGUCCGAGAGCUGAUUCAACAUCUAGUAAUAAAGGGAAAAUAAAAGUUGGCAAGAAUUCAUUAUCAACUCCUUACUCGAGGAAACAAGAAAAGUCAAAUGACCCGGAAUUAAAUUCACCACCUUUGACAUCUGUUGACCGUCGUAAAAAAAAUCAAAAACUAAAGGUAACCAAAGGAUCCAACAAAAAGACAAUAGAAGAUCCUGAAGAUGAGGAAGGUGCUUAUAUAUCAUCUUCAGAUUCUUCUCUGUCUUCCGUCUCAGAUUUGGAAUCAUCCGAGGAUCAAGAGGACAAUCAAAACGCUUUGAAUGGCAAACUUAAUAAAUCCCAAAAAAGUAUACGUGUUCCUUCGAGCAAUAGACAACCCUUGAGUUCUGAAUUCUCCAAAAAAGGAUCGGUAGGAGACGAUAAACGAACUGACGGUUCAAAAGAAUCUUUUGAAAAAAAUACACAAAUUGGACAAUCUCCAGUGAUCAGUUAUUUGCCUCUUAAAAAAUUUUGGGCCCAGCAAUAUCUUGCUCAACAAGCUGCGACUGCGCCAAAAGACACUAAUAGUGCUCCUGAAGCAGUAAACAAUCAGUCGGAAGCAGCAAAAAGGGCGGAAUCGUCUAAACAAGAGAUAAAUAACAAAAUGGAUACUGAUAGCCAUGGGGAACGAGAAGUAAUUGUCCCUAGAGCUACACCGAUUAUUCCCGCGAAACGGGUGGCAGUCAAUGACGAAUACACGACAAAACCCACCAUCAGUUCUGUGGAUCAUGCGGAUUCUGACUCCAAUAACAAACGUCAGAAAAUUGAGAUGGAACAACCACCAUCAUCACAUAAUGAAUAUGAUGUUUCGGUGAAAAUUGAGUCAAAAGAAACACCAAGAGAUCAAAUAGAUGCCAAACAAAAAAGUGACAGUUUACUCCCCAAAAGACAGAAUGAUACUUCAUUUGAAUUAGGGACAUCUAUAAAAAAUCCUGAAUCUGAUUCGUCUUCCUCAUCAGCUCGCCAUUUAAAUUCAAAACCUAGUCUUAAAGUCUCGAGUGCAAUUUCCGAGUAUCAGGAAUUCAAUAAGAAUUCUAGAUCUUCAACUCCUACUCAUCAAACUGACCAAAACCGUACGCAAUUAUCUUCGCCACUAUCAUUACAGACCCAUGAAAACAAUUCAAAUAAUAUCAGCAGUCUAUCGGGUGAUCCUAAUCAAACCUCUUCUGAUGUCGCUGAAAAACGAACACAAUCCAUACCCCAAUCAUCAUUCUCAAGUGAACAGCAGCAACAUGGCUCGGUGAAACAGGAUUCAAUUACUCCGACAAAACAAAAGAAAUACACUAUGAAGGAGUAUCAGGAGAAAAAAAAGAUGGAAGAAGAAGCAUCACUUCAAAAUAGUAAUGGCGAUAACAACAACAACAUCAAACAAACACAAGAUUCCACUGACCGAUCGCUGAUGUCAAAAACCAGUAAUGCUAACAACGGUGGUAGUAAUAAUAAUGUUAGUGCAAAGGAAGUAACUACAGAAAAUCAAAAAGAUAAACUCAAUGACCUUAACAUUGUUUCAAGCAUUUCUUCAUUUAAAUCACCAAGAUUAUCUACAACUCAAGUCACAAAAUCUCCCGCUUCUGAUGACUAUUUUCCUGAAGAUUUACCUAUUGAUGAAUCUCUGUCAUUAGACACUAGCAAUAACUUUGGCGUAAAGGAAUAUCCAUCUCAAUAUGAAGAAAUACGUGACAGACGCUCACCGACCUACAAAGAAUUCUCAAAUAAACAGUCAAGCGAGUUUUCAUUUCCUUCCAUAAAUUCACAUACUUAUAACGAUCCUCCCAUACCAACAAGCCCGCGAUCAGGAUACAUAUCACCACCUCGUCGUCCCCAUCCCCAUCCCCAUCAUAACGGAAGCUUUCGUCCACGUAUGUCUCAGCCGAGUGGUCCAUUUAAUAGAAAUCUACCGAUUUCACCGGGAGAUCGGGGAAGAUAUCAUAAUUCAAAUUAUUCAGGUGUAUCUCCUAUUAAUUCGCCAUCUACUCCAAGACAAGGAGCGCCAUCUUUACUUUCUUCGUCAGCAUCCUCACCUUAUGAUCCUGCAAAUCCAGACGGUCAUCUUUCAAGCAAUCAGAACGAUCGAGAUCAAAGCGUUAUCGAUAAUAACAAUCGAGGUAGCCCCGGUAUUGGCAGUUCUGUGGAUUCUAAAUCUCGAGAAUAUCCACGACCUGGAGGAGAUCGGUUUGAUAACAGAGAACGAGGCUGGAAUAAUUAUCCAUAUUUUCCACGCGAUAGGGAGUGGCGAGAUCGGGAUCGGGAUCGGGAGCGAGAUAAAGACUGGAUAAUAAAGAGAGAACAGAGAGAACAUUAUUACAGGGAGAGCAGGGACAGAGAUUAUAACAUUGCUGGCGGUGGAAGUAAUGUAGGAAACGGCAGUGGAAAUAGUGGCGGUGGUAAUUCUGAAAUGAGCCGGUACUCUAUGGAUCCGAGAAGAUCAAAUGGCGGUGGACAUCAAGAUCGAUACAACAUGAGCGGAAGUCUUCGCUCUCCUAUUUCAUAUGGUGCUCGCAGGGAUGAAUUGUCCAACACAACACCGCCCGGACGCAUUGAUAUUACUGAAAUUAAUUCUGGAUCGUCUCCAUUACCUACUGGACCUGCCGCUGGUAAUGAUCCAUCUGUGUCUAAUAGCAGUUCUAUGCAACAACGAAUCACCACCGAAAUCGACGAUGAUGUAUAA